Molecule: messenger RNA, 6387 nt
Organism: Naegleria lovaniensis
Lineage: Eukaryota; Heterolobosea; Eutetramitea; Acrasida; Naegleriidae
Exons: 1
Coding region: 1-6387 (2128 amino acids)
Cellular component (GO): nucleus
Molecular function (GO): ATP binding; ATP hydrolysis activity; nucleic acid binding
Source: RefSeq, a predicted model, not a curated record
AUGCCCAAAGAUGAUGACGAAGUGGUAAAAUUCCGUGACUAUGAUUACCGAUCAAAUUCAAAUGUGGUCUUAACAACAAAGAGAAAGAAGAGACCACAGAAUGAAGAACCAUCAGGAGAGCCUGAAACAUUGGCCGGAAGAGAAUUACAAAAGAUGGGUUCUCGUGUUGAGUUUACAAAGCCUCCUUCAUCAAAACUUUCAUCAAAAAAGAAAAAGGUGAAAAUAUUAUCAUCAGCAAAGAAAAAGAAAUCAAUAUUAGAUAUUGAUAUUGAUCAAGGACAUUACAAUCCAAAAACAGAUGAAACUAGAGUGGCGUACGAGUUAAUUUUGGGUCAUAUUCAACCAUACCUAGGAGACUUCGAUCAUGAAACUCUGCGCGGAGCAGUCGACGAGAUUCUAACAAUAUUCAAUGAUGAAUCUCUUUCGGAUCGUCAAAAACAAGAAGAGAUCUCCCAAAUCUUAACAUCAAUUCCCGAUGAUGAAUACGCUAAACUUUUUCAACUUUCGAAACGUAUUACAGACUUUUCAGUGAGUGAAAUCAAUGAAGAAGGCGUCGAUAAAUUAGAUGAAGAAGGUAUUGCCAUAGUAUCGUCGGAUGAAGAAGAAGAGGACGAUACCGAGGGUAUUAAAGACCAACUUGUCGACUAUGUCGUUUCCUCGGACGAAGAGGAAGAAGCAUUCGAUGAACAGCCAACUAUUGUUGAAUCAUCUGUCUCUCGAAUGGAAGAUGAAGAAGACAAAAACGCUGUCGAUAUCCAUUCCAUUGAUGCAUACUGGCUUCAGAGAGAAUUGUCCCACUACUACACUGAUUCUAGCGAGGCACAGAAAUUAUCUAAUGACGUCUUUGAAAUAUUGGAAGGAUCAGACGAUGAACAUGAAAUUGAGAAUCAGUUGGUUCAAGUUUUGGAAUAUGACAAAAUUGAUUUGGUGCAAAAACUGAUGAAAAAUCGAUUGAGAAUUGUUUAUUGUAUCAAGCUUCAAAAAGCCUCAAGCGACGAAGAACGACUACGAAUCGAGAAGGAAAUGAUGAACAGUGAAGCUCUGAUCCCCAUUUUGGAAAAGUUGAAAGGAACAAAGCUAGCUUCAGUUGGCUCUAGCAAAAAGGCAUCCACCUCUGCUCGAACAGCCAUGGAAGUUGACACUGAAACUGAAUAUAAAUGGAAAGGAGAACGUGUCAUUAAUUUGGAGAGCUUAGCGUUUGAAGAGGGUAGUCAUUUGAUGAGCAAUAAGGACUUUACCUUACCAAACACCGCCGUCACUGCCCAAUUCAAGGGCUAUGAACAAAUUUCAAUUCCAUAUGCCGCUCCCACCACCAAGAGUGCCAAUAGAGUGGAUAAAUUAAUUGAAAUCAAGUCACUGCCAGAAUGGACCCACCCUGCUUUCCCAAAUAUGGUCACUCUUAACGCAGUUCAAAGCAGAAUUUACAACUCAGCCUUUUAUUCACCAGAAAAUUUGUUAAUUUGUGCUCCCACAGGAGCUGGUAAGACUGUAGUAGCAGUUUUGACAAUGCUCCAUGAAAUUGGACUGCACAUGAGUGAAAGCUUUGAUGCAUUGCAAGACAAGGAUUUCAAAAUGGUAUAUAUUGCUCCUAUGAAAGCUCUCGUACAAGAAGUUGUAGGAAAUUUAACAGAACGAUUAAGCCCAUACGGAAUUACUGUUCAAGAGUUAACAGGUGAUAGAAACAUGACCAAACAGCAAAUUGAUGAAACUCAAAUUAUUGUUACAACACCUGAAAAAUGGGACAUUGUCACAAGAAAAUCUGGAGAUAGAACCUACGUUGAGAAGGUAAAAUUAAUCAUCAUUGACGAGAUUCAUUUACUGCAUGAUGAGAGAGGUCCAGUUUUGGAAUCCAUAGUAGCUCGUACCAUUCGACAACAAGAAGCAACUCGACAAAUGAUUAGAUUGGUUGGUUUGAGCGCUACUCUUCCAAAUUAUAAGGACGUUGCCACAUUCUUGAGAGUCAAGCCGGACAAUUUAUUUUACUUUGAUAGCAGUUUCAGACCUUGUCCUCUUGAUCAACAGUACAUUGGAGUUACAGAAAAGAAGCCAUUCAAAAGACACAAGUUAAUGAACGAGAUUGUGUACAAUAAGGUUGUUGAAAUUGCAGGCAAGCAUCAAAUUAUUGUUUUUGUGCACUCUCGUAAAGAUACCUACAAGACUGCCAAAGCACUGCGAGAUAUGGCCAUUGAGAACGACACGAUUAGCAAAUUUGUCAAGCAAGGAACAGCAACCUAUGAAAUUUUGAAAGAAGCAACGAAAAACGAUGCUCAAGGAGCAGAACUUAAAGAGCUAUUACCAUAUGGCUUUGGUAUUCACCACGCUGGUAUGUCACGAAAUGAUCGUACUCUUGUGGAGGACUUGUUUGAUGAUGAACGUCUCCAGGUGUUGAUAAGUACAGCGACUCUUGCUUGGGGUGUUAACCUUCCUGCUCGACGAGUUAUCAUCAAAGGUACGCAAGUAUACAGUCCAGAGAAGGGAGAUUGGACAGAAUUAAGUGCUUUGGAUGUGAUGCAAAUGAUCGGACGUGCCGGUAGAUAUCCUCGUGACAAUAGAGGUGAAGGUAUAAUUAUUACCACUCAAUCUCAUUUGCAAUACUAUCUCGCUUUAUUGAACCAGCAACUUCCAAUAGAAAGUCAGUUUAUUAAGAGUCUCCCAGAUAAUCUGAACGCUGAAAUUGUUCUAGGCACGAUUCAAAAUAUUGAUGAGGCAGUGGUGUGGCUUGGUUACACAUAUCUUCAUGUAAGAAUGUUACGAAACCCUCUACUUUAUGGAAUUACAAAGGAAGACGCCGAACACGACAAGAGUCUAUUGCAGUGGAGAAGAGACCUGAUUUAUUCUGCUGCUCUUUCCCUAGAGAAGAACGGUCUCAUUAAAUUCGACAAGAGAUCUGGCGAAUUCCAAGCGACUGAUCUUGGUAGAGUGGCAAGUCAUUACUAUGUGACUCACAAAUCCAUUGCCACUUUCAAUAGCAAUUUGAAACCAAAUAUGAGUGAUAUUGAAUUAUUCAGACUUUUCUCUCUCUCUGAUGAAUUUUCUCACAUGACUGUUCGUCAAGAAGAAAAACUAGAGUUGUCCAAGCUCACUCACAGCGUUCCCGUGCCCAUUAAGGAAGCUCCUGAUGAUCCUUCCGCAAAGGUAAACGUUUUAUUGCAGGCCUACGUUUCAAGACUUCACUUAACUGGAUUUGCUCUAGUUGCUGACAUGACUUACAUUACACAAAGUGCUGCUCGUAUUGCACGUGCUCUCUUUGAAAUUGUUCUAAAUAGAGGUUGGGCUCAACUCACUCACAAGGUAUUGAAUCUUGCCAAAAUGAUCGAACAUAGAAUGUGGUACACCCAAACACCGCUUCGACAAUUCCCUAAAAUUGAACAAACUAUUCUCAAACAACUUGAAGGAAAGAAUACACUCUGGGAAAGACUCUAUGAUUAUACACCAGCAGAAUUAGGAAGAUUAGUACACCACACUCAACGAGGAAAAGAUCUUUACAAGUAUAUUCAUCAAUUCCCUCGCUUGGAUCUUACUGCCAGUGUACAACCCAUCACUCCAAGCACUUUGAGAGUUGAUUUAACAAUUUCUCCAGACUUUCAGUACAAUAUGGAUAUUCAUGGUGCAGCUCAAACUUUCUGGAUUAUUGUUGAAGAUGUUGACGGAGAGGUCAUUUUGCAUCGUGAACCAUUUAUUCUCAAGAAAAAGUAUGCAGAGGAUGAUCACUAUGUUAGUUUCACAGUACCACUCUACGAGCCACUUCCACCUCACUAUUUCAUUAAGAUUGUUUCAGAUAGAUGGCUACACUCUGAACAAACAUUACCAAUUUCUUUCAGACAUUUGAUCUUACCUCAAAAGGCUCCUCCAACAACAGAAUUAUUGGAUUUACCACCACUAGAGCUAUCAGCACUUAAAAACGUCGAGUACGAAAAGGUGUUGGGCAAACUUAUCUCAAAAUUCAACCCAAUUCAAACUCAAGUAUUCAGAUCUCUGUACCAAAGUGAUGACAGUGUUCUAAUUGCUGCACCUGGAGGAAGUGGUAAAUCGUUAUGUGCAGUUUUGGCAAUAAUGAAACUAUUUGCUGACGAUGCAUCUGCCAAAUGUAUUUAUAUUGCUCCCAUUGAAUCUGUCGCUACUAAGAAACGGAAAAAGUGGCUUUCUAUAUUUGAACAGCUUGGAAAGACAGUAGUAACCUUGACUGGCCAUUUGGCCAAGGACUUGGUGAGUAUGGAGAAUGGUGACAUCAUUGUUUCCACUCCCGAAGUGUUUGACAUGUUCUCUAGAAAAUGGAAGACAAGAAAGUCCUUAUCUAGUGUUAAACUAGUUGUUGCCGACGAGCUUCACAUGAUUGGAGGUGAGGUUGGACCAAUUCUUGAAGUGGUAAUUUCACGUGUUCGCUACAUGUCAGAACAACUUCAAAGCAAUAUUAGAAUUCUUGGAUUAAGUGCUUCUGUUUUAAAUGCUAAAGACAUUGGCGACUGGAUUGGAGCCAAGAAGGGUAACAUUUUCAACUUCCACCCAAGAUAUAGAACCAUUCCUUUGGAAAUUAAUAUCCAAGGUUUUACUCAAAGCACUUACAAUGCUAUGCAAAUUGCCAUGAUCAGACCAACCUAUAAAGCCAUCAAGCAAAAAUCAGGUGGCAAGCCAACCAUUGUGUUUACCUCCUCCGCUAGACAAGCCACUUUUAUUUGCUCUGAGCUUGUUGUAAGUCUUACCAACGAUACAAAUGAGAAGGAAUUUGUGGGAGAUGCAGCUGCUAUUGAUGCUGUAAUUGAAAAUGUAGAAAGUGCAAAUUUACGUGAAUUUUUACCUUAUGGAAUUGCAUUCUAUCAUGAAACUCUUUCCUCAACAGACAAGUCCAUAGUGGAAAGUCUCUACAAUUCUGGCGCAGUGAAAGUUCUUGUUGUGACAUAUACCAUGUGUUGGGGUAUGGAAUUGAAAUCUAAAUUAUUAAUCAUUAUGGGAACGGAGUAUUACAAUGGAAAAGAGCAUCGAUAUGCUGACUAUUCAAUCAUUGAUAUGGUACAAAUGAUGAGUAGAGCUGGAAGACCUGGAAUUGACAAAGAUUCUACCUGUUACAUUUUCUGUAAAGCUUCGAAGAAGGACUACCUAUUGAAAUUCCUAUAUGAACCUUUCCCUGUUGAGUCACAUUUGGAUCAUUUCCUCUAUGAUCCAAUCAAUGCUGAAGUUGCCGCCAAAGUUAUUGAGAAAAAGCAAUCUGCGGUCGAUUAUUUGACAUGGACCUUCCUCUAUCGAAGAAUUCGAAAGAAUCCAAAUUAUUACAAUUUGAGUGGAACUACCAAACUUCACCUCUCUGAUUACUUGUCUGAACUUGUGGAGACUACAUUGGAAGAAUUACAAAAAUGUAAUUGUAUCCUAGUCGAAGAAGAGGACAUCACUGCCAUGAAUCUGGGUACAAUUACCUCCCAUUACUAUGUGAAACAUUCUACGAUUGAAAUUUAUAGCACUUCCAUCAAUGCCAAGACCAAGCUGAGAGGUCUCUUGGAAGUAUUGAGUUACUCGACAGAAUUUGAACAAUUACCAAUACGACAAAAAGAAAAUCACAUUCUACGAAAACUAGCAGCUCAUGUUCCUCUUAAAAUUGAAAAACCAAGCUAUAAUCAAGUUCCAACCAAAGUGAACAUUAUUCUUCAGUCACACUUUUCGAGAACCAAACUCACACCUGCAAUGGAAAAGGACAAGAAAUCAGUUCUUGUCAACUCAACCAAGCUUUUGCGAGCCAUGGUUGACGUGAUUGGUAAUGAAGGAUUUUUAAGUCCUGCCCUCGCAGCAAUGGAAUUGUCACAAAUGAUUACACAAGCUCUCUGGGAUAAAGAUCCAUAUCUCAUGCAAUUGCCUCAUUUCACGAAGGAUCUUUGUAAGAGAUGUGAAGAAAAGGGAAUUCAUUCGAUUUUCGAUUUAAUUAAUAUGGAAGAUGAUGAGAGAAACCAAUUACUUGGUUUAACAGAUGAACAAAUGGUGGAUGUUGCAAAGAGUCUGAAUAGAUAUCCUAAUAUUGAGUUGGCACAAGAGAUUGUGACACCAGCUGAAGAUAUCAUUGUCAAGUCAACUGUGACUCUUGCCGUUCGAUUUGAUGCUGAUGAAGUUGGAGAUGAACCAGUUUAUGCUCCUUAUUAUCCUGAAGAAAAAUCAGAAGAGUGGUGGAUUGUUAUCGGAGAUCCUAUCAACAAUGAAAUCAAAUCUAUUAAGCGUUUGCCGAUUAAGAAAUCUUGCGAGACCAUGGUGAAAUUCCUUGCUCCAAACAAACCAGGCAAAUACGAAUACAAGUUGUACUUUAUGUGCGACUCGUAUACUGGCUGUGAUCAAGAGUACCCAAUCACUUUUACUGUUUUAGAGGGAGAGGAGAGUGAAGGAGAGAUGAGUGACGAUGAAGAGGCAUAA